This is a messenger RNA of Tupaia belangeri chinensis (Chinese tree shrew), 1594 nucleotides long. RefSeq names its product eukaryotic translation initiation factor 2B subunit alpha (gene EIF2B1). The record is from RefSeq and is a predicted model, not a curated record. Gene Ontology annotation, molecular function: translation initiation factor activity; guanyl-nucleotide exchange factor activity. Gene Ontology annotation, biological process: translational initiation. Lineage: Eukaryota; Metazoa; Chordata; Mammalia; Scandentia; Tupaiidae. Gene Ontology annotation, cellular component: eukaryotic translation initiation factor 2B complex. Bases 34 to 951 code for a protein of 305 amino acids. The transcript is spliced from 9 exons.
UCCAGGCCUCCGGCUGCGCAGUCCGCGGGCACCAUGGACCACCACGAGUUAAUUGAGUACUUUAAGUCUCAGAUGAAAGAAGAUCCUGACAUGGCCUCAGCAGUGGCUGCCAUCCGGACUUUGCUGGAAUUCUUGAAGAGGGAUAAAGGGGAGACCAUCCAGGGCCUGAGAGCAAAUCUCACCAGCGCCAUAGAAACCCUGUGUGGCGUGGACUCCUCCGUAGCGGUGUCCUCCGGCGGGAAGCUCUUCCUCCGCUUCAUCAGCCUUACCUCCCUGGAAUACUCCGAUUACUCCAAAUGUAAAAAGAUCAUGAUUGAGCGGGGAGAGCUGUUUCUCAGGAGAACCUCACUGUCGAGAAAUAAAAUCGCAGAUCUGUGCCAUACUUUCAUCAAGGACGGAGCGAGAAUACUGACUCAUGCCUACUCCAGAGUGGUCCUGAGAGUGCUGGAAGCAGCCGUGGCAGCCAAGAAGCGCUUCAGCGUGUAUGUCACAGAGUCACAGCCUGAUUUAUCGGGUAAGAAAAUGGCCAAAGCCCUCUGCCACCUCAACGUCCCCGUCACCGUAGUGCUGGAUGCUGCUGUUGGGUAUAUCAUGGAAAAAGCAGACCUUGUCAUUGUUGGUGCGGAAGGAGUGGUUGAAAACGGAGGGAUCAUUAACAAGAUUGGAACCAACCAGAUGGCCGUAUGUGCCAAAGCACAGAACAAGCCUUUUUAUGUGGUUGCAGAGAGUUUCAAGUUUGUCCGACUCUUCCCACUAAACCAGCAAGACGUCCCAGAUAAGUUUAAGUAUAAGGCAGACACUCUGAAGUCUAUGCAGACCGGACAGGACCUCAAGGAGGAGCAUCCGUGGGUCGACUACACCUCCCCGUCCUUAAUCACCCUGCUGUUUACAGACCUGGGCGUGCUCACACCCUCAGCAGUCAGCGACGAACUCAUCAAGCUGUAUCUCUAAUCCCGGGUCCUUUCCUGCCAACAUCCAACUGAACUAUUAACGAAGAUUUGUGGACUAAAGAUUCAGAAUCAUAAAUCUCGGAAAAUCCUUUUCAUUCUCAUCUAAAAUGUGUUUGUGGUUCUAAACACAACCUGAAUCAUGCUUAGUUUCCAGAAAUACCCGUUAGAUGAUUGGCUACUUAACUGAAGGAAGAAGACCUGCCCAGGUCCAGCCCCCUCAGCUUCCCCUGCACACCAGACUGGCCAAACACAGGUGUUUCUAACCAGAGCCAGGCACCUCUGCAAUAAAUGACCAACAGCCGUCCAGGACACACCUGAAAAACGGUGCCCGUGUCCAGGCAAGACCCUUGUUCAGUCUGCAUCUGGCUGCCAGUGGGGAACACAGCCAGGAGCUGCAGCUCCUCGCAGGAUCAAACCACAUGGAGUGCAAACUACCAGGACAGUAGGCAGGCAGGAACAGCCCUGGGCAGCAUGCCUGCAUGGCUUACCACUUAUGAAGGUGCCUCCUGGGGCAUUUGAAAACUUAAAUUCUGUGUCCGUAAAAGAUGUGCAUUUUAACUGAACCCACUGGGGUUCUAAUCAGCUUUGUAAAAUUAUACUUGGGAACAAAUUUGGCGUCUUUUUAAAUAAAUUAUAUGACAGAU